GACGACGGUUGUCACUUUGACGUUACAUCGACGCCAUUUUUGAUGCUACAUCUGCACUUGGCUGUUCUGAAAGCGUUUUUUUCCUAUCCUUUAUUGCAAUUCUUGAACCUGCCACCAUGAAUGCGAGCACUUAUGUUCAAGUUGAUCGGAUGAUCUGGUUCCUCCAGCCUCUGUCCCAACUGACUUAUCAAGCCCCUUGCCAUCAACCCACUUCAAAGUCCCUGACCAUCCCUGCCCACUUGUCUCACCUGCCCGUCCCACAGACCCUUCGCCCCAGCACUGUCCCUUCUGUGUCCCUCACUAUCGCUGGUCAGUACAUCGUGGACGACACUGACUUUGUUGAAGUAGAUCUCGUGGAUGAGGAGAUCAUCCAGCCAACCCACUCCUUCCUGAAGGCCUUGCUAUCCAGGGUGGCCAACUUCUUCAGAAGAGUCAAGAGUGUGUUUAAGAAGAAGGAUGAUUAG
This is a messenger RNA of Haliotis rufescens (red abalone), 464 nucleotides long. RefSeq lists its product as uncharacterized. The record is from RefSeq and is a predicted model, not a curated record. Lineage: Eukaryota; Metazoa; Mollusca; Gastropoda; Lepetellida; Haliotidae. The transcript is spliced from 3 exons. Bases 117 to 464 code for a protein of 115 amino acids.